AUGGGUUGUCGUGGAAACAAAAAUCUCAAUCAAAUGAUUGAUAGAUCAAAUGAUAUUUGUAAAGAAUUUGUGUCUAUUGAAUAUCCAGGAAAAAUAGUUAAUUAUGAACAGUGUUUAGAAACUUUAGGAGGCAUUAAAGCUUUACGUAGUGCAUGUUCACAGGAAGAAGAUUGUGAAGAAAAAAAGUAUCUUGAGUUAAGAUGGUGUCCAAAGAAUCCAUUUGAGCAUCCUAUUCAAGCACGUCCAGUGAAAGUACAUAAUUUAUUGUUACAAGUAAAAAAAGAAGAGGAAAAAAAAAAAGAGGAAGAUACAUUGUGUUCAUUUAAAAUUAAAGAGUAUAAAGUUCUGGGAAUUAUUAAGAAGACGUACAGAUUUCGUGAUAUGUUUGAUCUUCAGUAUAAUACAUAUGCAUCUCCGUUUGUUAAAAUGUGGAACGCAAGUGUUGUGCCUCUUGAAUUUGACUCUCUUGAUCUUUUUUCAAUAUCAAAAGAAAAAGACGAUCUAAAUAAUCUUGAUCUUCCUGUUCCUUCAGUGUUUUCAAGAACGAAGAUUCCACAUAAUUACUGGUACCGACAAAACCCAAGUUUAAUUAAAGUGCAACGAGAUAGUAAACUUAGACUUAUUAAUAAAUCAAAAGCACCUAAAAUAUGGUCUAUUUCAGUCUCAUGGGAAACAGAAACAAUUCCUAAAGAGCCUCAUAUUAAACUUUCUAAUGUAUCUGAGCAAAAUAUACAAAAUAUUUUAGAUCUAUUAAAAACAUUAUUCGAAGAACGUCCAAUUUGGACACGUAGGGCAAUUUUAUACAAAAUUAAUGAGAAAGACCCUGAAAUAUGUGUAUAUUUAAAAUACGCAUUAGCAUACGUUGCCUACCAUUGGAGAUCAGGUCCUUGGAGAGAUACAUACGUGAAAUAUGGAAUAGACCCUCGUACUGAUCAAAAAUAUCGAUUUUUUCAAACAGUUUCAUUUACAUAUAGGCCAUCAGAAAACUUAGAUAAUAUAAAUAUUUCUCCUCAAGAAAAGGAAGAGCGUAAUUCUCCAAUAUUUACAGGACAAACGUUAUACCAACAAACCAGAAUUUUCCAAAUUUCAGAUAUAACAGAUUGCUUACUUGUACAAUUAUUAAAUAAAAUUCCACUAAGAACCAAAGCCAAUUUUAAAAAUGGCUGGUUUAAGUCUACUUUAUUUGAUAAGUUUAAACUUAUUAUGAAACAGAAAUUCAAAGCACUAUCUGAAGGAAGAAUACCAUCCGACAUUGAAUUUGUAAAGAUAUUAGAACGAUCAAAUGAUGUAUCUUCAUCUUCAUCUACUGAAGAUGAAGUUAACAAAACAAAAUUCGAUAAUUCAACAAUUCACAAAGAACCUAAUGCAAGAGUCAAUGCUCUUAUGAAAAACUUUCUUCAGAAAAUAGGGAACUUUCAAGAUGAUGACUUUUAUGAUAAUGAAGAUGAUACGUUUGAUGAUAUAUUUGGUGAUGACUAA
Molecule: messenger RNA, 1479 nt
Organism: Pneumocystis jirovecii RU7
Lineage: Eukaryota; Fungi; Ascomycota; Pneumocystomycetes; Pneumocystales; Pneumocystaceae
Product: transcription factor TFIIIC subunit TFC1
Exons: 9
Coding region: 1-1479 (492 amino acids)
Biological process (GO): transcription initiation at RNA polymerase III promoter
Cellular component (GO): transcription factor TFIIIC complex
Source: RefSeq, a predicted model, not a curated record